Molecule: messenger RNA, 453 nt
Organism: Phycomyces blakesleeanus NRRL 1555(-)
Lineage: Eukaryota; Fungi; Mucoromycota; Mucoromycetes; Mucorales; Phycomycetaceae
Exons: 3
Coding region: 1-453 (150 amino acids)
Source: RefSeq, a predicted model, not a curated record
AUGAAUAUCCGGGGCCUUUCUACUAAAACUUUUAAACAACUAGAAGGCUUAGUCUUCUUCCAUUGUCAGUUGGAUCGAGAAGAAUAUAAUGCUUUUGAUGAAAGAGAUGACUUCGAUUCAACCCAUACUUCAUUAGUAGUUGAUAUGAGCUUGUCCACUGUCAAGUACAUCGUUAAGAGAAGAAAUAAAAAAAGAUCUCCAAAGCCAAGAAAAGGAUAUGGAAUAUCUAGAAAGAUUUAUGAUUGGACAGAAAGACACCUUAUGCGUGUGGUUCGGAAGGGAAAUGCGGUCUCAUAUUACUGGAUGGGAAAAUCUUUAAAUAAGAUUGAAGUAUUUGUCUGUAGAAAGACAAUAAUCAGCUAUCUCAAACGUUUGAGCUUCGAAUCAUAUAUCGCAGCUCAUGAGCCAGAUUUAACAGAGCCAAAAGAAGAGAGGAUUGGAUUGGACUUGUGA